UGGAGUCGUCUUCCUCCUUGGCCUUCGUCCUUCGACUCCAAGCAAGCAGCAGUUUUGACUGGCCAACCGACUAGUAAGCUACGUAGCAGCCAUGGCGCGCCGCUUCCCCUAACCCUAACCCCAACCGAUUCUAAUGGGGUCCCAGCCGCCGGCCUCCCGCGCGGCCCUCGAGCCCCUCGCCACGCUCGACCCCGCUGCGCUCGCCGGCUUCCCUGCCUCCUCCCCCCUCACCGUCCGCGCUGCCGCCCUCUCCGCCCACCUGCUCUACCUGGGCACCGGCGGCGGCAAGCUCCUCCUCUUCUCCCUCCAGGAUCCCUCCACUCCGGAGUUCCUCCGCCUCCUCCCCAUCGGCGCCACCCUCCCCGUCUCCGCGAUCCUCCCGCUCCCCUCCGUCGCCCGCCUCCUAGUCCUUGCCGACGGCCUCCUCCUCCUCGCCGACCCGCUCCUCUCCCGCCCCGUCCGCCGCCUCGGCUCCCUGCGCAACGUCGCCGCCGUCGCCGCCCGCCGCGGUUAUUCCGCCGACCCGGUCUCCGCGUCAUGUUCCAUCGCUGUCUCCGUCGGCAAGAAGCUGCUCCGUGUGGACCUCACGCUGCAGGACGGCGACGAGCUGGAUGUGCAGACGCGCGAGAUCGCCGCCGUCGAGGGUGUCAAGACGCUCGCUUGGGUCGAUGACUCCGUCUUCGUUGCAACCGCGACUGGGUACUCACUCUUCUCUAGCACCGCCGGCCAGGGUGUGGACAUAUUCACGCUCCCGGAGUCCUCCGGACACCCGAGGGUGAAGCCACUCUCCGGUGGUGACGAGGUGAUGCUCCUGGUGGACAAUGUUGGGGUGGUCGUCGACAGAUUCGGCCAGCCAGUUGGAAGCAGCUUGGUGUUCAACACUACACCUGACUGUAUAGCCGAGGUGUAUCCCUAUGUGAUUGUUGCUGGGAACGCCAAGGUGGAUGUGUACAGAAGGAGAAACGGGGUGCACCUAGAGACAAUUCCUGUUGCCAGGACUGGUCAGGGUGUUUUGAUUGUGGCUAGCGAUGAUGAUGGGAUCGGCACAGAGCUAGUUGUGAUCGCUACAGCUUAUAAGGUUUUUUGCUACCGUAAAGUAUCUUCAGUGGAGCAGAUUAAGGCAUCCUUACGAAGGAAGAACUACAAGGAAGCUAUUUCUCUGUUAGAAGAGUUUCAGUCAGAUGGUGAAAUCUCAAAAGAUAUGAUCUCCUUUGUCCAUGCACAACUUGGAUUCUUGUUGCUUUUCGACUUGCGCUUUGAGGAUGCUGUAAAUCAUUUCUUGCUCUCGGAGACUAUGCAGCCAUCAGAAAUAUUUCCAUUCAUCAUGCCGGAUCCUAACCGUUGGUCAGAUCUGGUGCCGAGAAAGCGUUAUUGGGGUUUGCAUCCUCCCCCUAAGCCCCUUGAAGAAGUUAUUGAUGAUGGACUGGUAACAGUUCAACAGGCAUUGUUUCUGAAAAAGGCAGGUGUGGAUACAGUUGUGGAUGAAGAUUUCCUUUCAAACCCACCAAGUAGAGCUGAUCUUUUAGAACAAGCGAUCAGAAAUAUUAUCAGGUACCUAUGUGCAUCGCGGAUGAAGAAUCUGUCUUCUCCGGAGAUGGAAGGAGUUGAUACUUUUCUGAUGUAUCUUUAUAGAGCACUUGAUCUUGUUGAUGACAUGGAGAAGCUUGCAUCAUCUCAGAAUAGCUGUGUUGUGGAUGAACUAGAAUCCCUUUUGGAUGACUCUGGACAUUUGCGGACACUUGCUUUCUUAUAUGGCAGUAAAGGAAUAUGCCCCAAAGCUCUUGCUAUAUGGCGUAUUUUGGCAAGAAAUUAUAGUUCUGGUUUGUGGAAGGAUAUGUCUGAAAAUGGUUCUUGUGGAAGUUCGGUUGAAAAAAGAUCUGGUGAGGAAAUUGCCGCUAUAGAAGCAGCCAAGAUCCUCAAAACAUCAUCUGAUGAGGACCUUGUUCUGGAACAUCUUGGAUGGGUGGCAGACAUUGAUCAAGAGCUGGCGAUUGCAGUUUUAACAUCAGAGAUGAGGGAAAAUCAACUCUCACCAGAGAAGGUUGUCGCUGCUAUUGAUACAGAGAAGGUUGUAAUCCAUCAAAGAUAUUUGCAGUGGUUGAUUGAGGAUCAAGGUUGUGAUGAUCCUCACUAUCACACAUCAUAUGCUCUUUCGCUGGCCAAAUCUGCGAUUGAAGCAGUUCAUAUGGAAUCUAAAUAUAGAGGGAAAGAUGAUAGAGAAAUUGAUUCUGAUGCACAAUUCAUUUACUUGUUAAGAGAGAAGUUGCAGUUGUUUCUGCAAGCUUCAGACCUGUAUGAUCCAGAAGACGUGCUCGAUGUGAUAGCAGAAUCUGAGCUAUGGCUGGAAAAGGCCAUAUUGUAUAGGAAGAUGGGCCAAGAGAAUAUUGUACUUCAGAUACUAGCAUUGAAACUGGAGGAUAGUGAAGCUGCCGAACAGUAUUGUGCAGAGAUUGGUCGAGAUGAUGCCUAUAUUCAGCUUUUGGGUUUGUAUUUGGAUCCUCAAAAUGGGAAAGAGCCUAUGUUUACAGCAGCUGUACGACUUCUUCAUAACCAUGGGAAAUCUUUGGAUCCAAUGCAAGUAUUGGAGAGAUUAUCUCCCGAUAUGCCUCUUCAGCUGGCAUCAGAUACAAUUUUGCGAAUGCUGAGAGCCCGGGUGCACCAUCAUCGUCAAGGACAGAUUGUUCACAAUUUAUCACGUGCGACAAACCUCGAUGCACGGUUGACAAGAUUGGAGGAGAGAUCAAGGCAUGUGCAGCUGACUGACGAGAGUAUCUGCGAUUCCUGUCGAGCUCGACUCGGCACCAAGCUAUUUGUGAUGUACCCAGAUGACUCAGUUGUCUGCUACAGGUGCUACCGGAACCAGCAAGGUGAUUCCUCCUCAGGGCAUGGCCGUAGCUUGAGGAAAGAUGUUAUAUUCAAACAGAGCUGGCUUGUCAGUAGGUAGAUAGCGAUGAAUGAAGAUUGCUGACUGGUGUGCGUCACUAGAGAAUGAGGCUAGCAUUCGGCGGCAUUUGCUCACGUUGUUUUUCACAUCUUGAAAGCCGAGGUCGGAACUUGGAAAAAGCACUCGCAUUCCACACAGACCCUAAGAAUGCAACAUAUGUUUGUCCAUAGUGUUGUUUCUAUUUUAUUUUCUUCCGGAGGUUGAAUGAAUACGAUAGAGGAGGUGUAGUCUGCUCUAGUGCUUGUACACUGUUUGAUAGAGACAUACUGCUGGUAAAUGGAAAUUGCUGUUGAGGAACUCAAAAUCUAGUUCUGUA
Molecule: messenger RNA, 3260 nt
Organism: Setaria italica (foxtail millet)
Lineage: Eukaryota; Viridiplantae; Streptophyta; Magnoliopsida; Poales; Poaceae
Product: transforming growth factor-beta receptor-associated protein 1
Exons: 14
Coding region: 134-2944 (936 amino acids)
Biological process (GO): vesicle-mediated transport; endosomal vesicle fusion; intracellular protein transport
Cellular component (GO): membrane; cytoplasm
Source: RefSeq, a predicted model, not a curated record